AUGUCCCUCGGGGGGACCACAGGCGACAACACGCGCCUGCUUCGGAAGGCUCCAGAGGAGGAGGAGGAGGAGGAGGAGGAGGAGGAGGAGGAGGAGGAGGAGGAGGAGGAGGAGGAGGAGGAGGAGGAGGAGGAGGAGGAGGAGGAGGAGGAGGAGGCGAUGCAGGCGGAGGGCGUGCGGGAGGUGGCCGUGGCAACUGGCCUGGAGGUGCUGUACCAGGAGACCCCCAACUACCGCGGAGCGGCGGCCGAGGCUGACCGCAUGAUCGAGCCAAGGGAGACGGCUAGGCAUGCCUGGCGAGUGCCAGACCUGGGCGUAGAGCCUGUUGCUAGUGCUGCAGAGGAGGCGGUUACUGAGGGGGGUUAA
Messenger RNA from Closterium sp. Naga37s-1, 366 nucleotides. The record is from the annotation of a GenBank genome assembly. NCBI's taxonomy places the organism in Eukaryota, Viridiplantae, Streptophyta, Zygnematophyceae, Desmidiales, Closteriaceae.